This is a messenger RNA of Capsicum annuum, 2105 nucleotides long. RefSeq names its product sugar transport protein 7. NCBI's taxonomy places the organism in Eukaryota, Viridiplantae, Streptophyta, Magnoliopsida, Solanales, Solanaceae. Gene Ontology annotation, molecular function: monosaccharide transmembrane transporter activity. Gene Ontology annotation, biological process: monosaccharide transmembrane transport. The transcript is spliced from 5 exons. Gene Ontology annotation, cellular component: membrane. Bases 412 to 1956 code for a protein of 514 amino acids. The record is from RefSeq and is a predicted model, not a curated record.
AUUAAAAUCAAACAACCUUAUAAAUAUACAAGAAUAUUUUUAAAAUGGUUGAUCGAUGGAACUAUCUUUCUUCUAUUUAAAAGGUUACAUGUCAGUUAGAACGAAACAAGUGUUUUCUUGAUUAUAUAGGAUAAUCAAAUUACUUUUUGAAGCAAUUGAUGCUAUACCACCUCUCUUCGGCGUACUUGAAAAGUUAAUGCCCGCCACAAUGACAAGUACUUUAUUGAUUAUCGGAGAUGAUCAAAAUAAUUUUUUGAAGCGACGAACAAGACUAUAUUUCUUCUAUUUGAAAGGUUGAAUGCCAGUUCGGGCAAAAGUACUUUCUUGAUUACAAAAGAUAUAAUUUUAAGUGGGCUGCAUGUAGUACACACAAAAUGAAUUAAGAAUUUUUUUUUUUUCAAGAAAUUGAAGAUGGCAGGAGGGGGAAUUGGUACAAUUGGUGUAAAAAAAGAAAGAGCUGAAAAUUACAAAGGAAAAAUCACACUUUAUGUAAUUAUAGCUUGUAUUGUUGCUGCUGUUGGUGGUUCACUCUUUGGAUAUGACAUUGGAAUUUCAGGGGGAGUGACAUCGAUGGAUGAAUUUCUUCGUCGAUUCUUCUACUCAGUAUACCUAAAGAAACAACACGUCCACGAAGACAACUAUUGCAAGUACAAUAACCAAGUUCUUGCUGCAUUUACCUCAUCUUUGUACUUGGCUGGUUUAGUUGCAUCUCUGGUAGCAUCUCCUAUCACUAGAAACUAUGGUCGUCGUGCAAGUAUAAUAUGCGGUGGCAUUAGUUUCUUUGUUGGAGCGGUUCUUAAUGCCGCUGCUAUCAACCUUGGCAUGCUUCUUUUGGGACGAAUUAUGCUAGGCAUUGGAAUUGGCUUCGGCAACCAGGCAGUUCCGUUAUAUUUAUCAGAGAUGGCACCAGCACAUCUAAGAGGAUGUCUGAACAUGAUGUUUCAAUUAGCAACAACGCUCGGAAUCUUCACAGCGAACAUGAUAAACUAUGGAACAAGCAAACUUCAUCCGUGGGGAUGGAGACUUUCUUUAGGCCUAGCAGCAGGACCGGCUUUCGUGAUGACAGUAGGAGGCCUGCUUCUCCCUGAGACACCGAACAGCUUAAUCGAACAAGGAAACAAAGUUGAAGGAAGACGAGUUUUAGAGAAGAUAAGAGGAACCGAGAACGUAGAAGCAGAAUUUGAAGACAUGGUGGAUGCUAGUGAAUUGGCUCAGUCUAUUAAGCAUCCGUUUAGAAAUAUUCUUAAAAGGAGAAACAGGCCGCAGUUAAUUAUGGCGAUUUUGAUGCCGACUUUUCAGAUACUUACAGGCAUUAACAUCAUACUAUUUUAUGCCCCGGUGUUGUUUCAGAGUAUGGGGUUUAAAAGAACAGCCUCUCUUUAUUCCUCCGCUUUGACUGGUGCAGUUCUUGCUUCAUCUACUGUUGUAUCGAUGGCCACAGUCGAUAGAUGGGGUCGAAGAAUUCUGCUUAUUACCGGUGGAAUCCAAAUGAUCAUCUGCCAGGUUAUUGUUGCCAUAAUCUUGGGACUCAAAUUUGGUAGUGACAAGGAGCUAUCAAGAGGUUACUCAAUUAUAGUAGUUGUUUUCAUUUGCCUCUUUGUAGCUGCAUUUGGAUACUCAUGGGGUCCUCUUGGUUGGACAGUGCCAAGUGAAAUUUUCCCCUUAGAGACAAGAUCAGCAGGCCAAAGUAUCACAGUGACAGUGAAUUUGUUCUUCACAUUUGCAAUAGCACAAUCUUUCCUCUCACUUUUAUGUGUUAUGAGGUUCGGUAUCUUCCUGUUUUUCACUGGUUGGAUUGCUAUCAUGACCACCUUCGUCUACCUCUUCUUGCCUGAAACAAAGGGAGUUCCGAUCGAAGAAAUGAUGCGCCUUUGGGAAAAGCAUUGGUUCUGGAAGAAAGUUGUCUUGGAAGAUCAACAAGCUAACACCACCACCAAUGGAUUCAAUCAUGCUUAACUGCACAAUACAUUUUUAACAAUGUGAAAGGUGAAUAGAGAAAAUUCUAUCUUGUUCAUGUAGAAUUUUGGUUCUAUAUAUAUGUAAUGUAACUUUCUAUUUUUAGCAACACUUCAAUGCCAACGUCUCGUCUGAUAUGUUUAUGACCA